AUGGAUACCUCGUGCUUUUUUCCGCUGGCGAUACCGCCGGUUUUGCCCUUGAUGCCUUCUCUUUUCAUGGGGUCGCUCGUCUUGGCUAUGAUCGUGAUGACGUUUGCCGUCUUUGACGUCUUUGUAUAUCCCUUCUAUGUGUCUCCUCUCCGGCAUCUUCCUGGACCUACCGAUAAUGUUUUCUUUCUUGGCCAGGCCGCAAAGUUUCUUCAGGUCCCUUGGUUUCCUGAACUAUUUUGCAAGUGGUCCCGCGAGUUUCCCGAAGCGCCCUUGAUUCGAUAUCUCAAUUUUGGGAACAGUGAGACUCUCUUCGUAAACUGCAUCGAGGCAUACAAACAGGUGCUCCAGACGAAGAAUGCCUAUUUUGUUAAGCCUACUUUUGCAAGACAAUUUGCUCAUGAGAUCAUUGGUGACGGACUGCCCUUCGUUGAGGGUAAGCUGCAUAAGUUGCGUCGAGCGGCUAUCAGUCUUGAGACCAAUAUUUGGAAAGCAGUCCUCGACGUGAUUGGACUCGAAACGUUUGGACUUGACCUCAACCAUCUUGGAUCCGACGAGUCUCCUCUCUUUGAAACAUUCACCAAAAUGAUGCAGCCAUCGGUAGUUGGCCAUAUUGUCAACUAUUUGAACUCGCUUACCCCGAUUCGACAAUUCGUUCCUAUCAGAGAAUGCAUAGAAUUUUCGCAAAGCUGUACUCGAGUUCGAGAGUUCAUCAUUGGUCUAGUGACGAUCCGACGUGAUCAUUGCGAACAAGGUUAUGUCAAAGAAAAUGACAACCGGGAUGCUCUUCAGUGUCUGUUGGAGUAUUCUGACCCUUCUUGGAACGACAAGAGUAUCGUUGAAUAUAUUUUGAACCUUCUGAUUCUUGGACACGACACAACGGCUUGUUCCAUCACUUGGGCUGUUCAUGAACUCUCACGACGACCCUACUGCCAGCAGCGUCUGAGGGAUGAGAUCAAGGCUAUGGACAGCAUUUGCGCCAUGCCUGGCUUUAGCGAUAUAGACAAGCUCCCAUACCUGCACAACUUUGUGCGCGAAGUCUUGCGACUAUACUGUGCCGUGGCCAUGGCACCACGACAAGCUACCCAGGAUGUCGAAAUCGCAGGUGUCAUGAUCCCCAAAGGAACCGUGAUCCAACUCUCCCCAGCAGUCAUGAACACACACCCCUCAGUCUGGGGCCCUACAGCGCAGGACUUCAAUCCUGACCGCUGGAACGACCUAACAGGCGAAGCAACAAGCGCAUAUGCCUUCGAGACGUUUCACAACGGCCCGCGUAUGUGCAUCGGCAAGCAGUUGUCCAUGAUGGAGAUGAAGGUGAUGCUUGUGGAGAUGGUGCGAAAGUUCAAGAUCCAGAAGCCUCACGGAAGCGAGGAUAAGCCAGUGGAAGUUGCUGGACCUACCUUUACGCUGCGGCCAAAGGAGAAGUUGGUCGUGCGGCUGGUGGAGGUGUAA
Molecule: messenger RNA, 1449 nt
Organism: Fusarium sp. VM40
Lineage: Eukaryota; Fungi; Ascomycota; Sordariomycetes; Hypocreales; Nectriaceae
Source: the annotation of a GenBank genome assembly